AUGGCGGAGCAAGCGUUUGUCGGUGUGGGUCAGCGCCCGGGCCUUGUGGCGUGGCGCAUCGAGAAGCUCGUGCCGGUGCCCGUGAAGAAGGACCUGCACAAGCUCCACUCGGGCGACAGCUACAUCUUCCUCCAGACGCUCCAGAAGGGCUCGGCGCUCGCGUGGAACAUUCACUUUUGGCUCGGCAAGGACACGUCGCAGGACGAGAGCGGCGUCGCGGCCUACAAGACGGUCGAGCUCGACGAAGCGCUCGGCGGCGGCCCGAUCCAGUACCGCGAAUGCCAAGGCCACGAGAGCGACCUCUUCCUCUCGUACUUCAAGGCGACCGGCAUCGAGUACCUUGCCGGCGGCGUUGAGAGCGGCUUCAAGACCGUCGUGCGCGACCAGUACGACACCAAGCUCUUCCAGGUCAAGGGCAAGCGCACGGUGCGCGUCAACGAAGUGCCUGUCAAGGCCGCGUCGCUGACGACCGACGACGUCUACGUCCUCGACAUGGGCCUCCAGAUCUUUGUCUUCAACGGCCCGACGGCCAACCGCCAAGAGAAGGCCAAGGCGCUUGACUUUGUGCGCCAGCUCAACAAUAAUGAGCGCGGCGGCCGCGGCUCUAUCACGUUCCUCGACGACGAGCCCAAGAACGCGACGUUCUGGAAGACGCUUGGCGGCUUUAUCAACGUCACGAAGGAAGGCCCGAGCGACGAGGCGGCCGAGAAGGCGCAGCGCAACGCGAUCAAGCUCAUUCAGCUCAGCGAUGCGUCGUCCAACUUGAAGACGACCGAUGUGACGCCGGCCGACGGCAUCCUCACCAAGGCGCUCUUGAGCUCGGACGAUGUCUUUAUUGUCGACGGCGGCAACGCGCUCCACGUCUGGAUCGGGAAGGGCGCGUCGGCGGACGAGCGCAAGAACGGCAUGAUCUACGCGACUAAGUACCUUGCGCAGACCAAGCGCGCGGCGCACACGCCCAUCUCGCGCGUCGCCGACGGUGCCGAAGGCGCCGCGUUCAAGACGCUCUUCCGCGCGUGGGACCCGCCGCGCACGAUCGCGUUUGGCGCGGUCGAGGCCAAGGCGCUUGUGUCGCCGGCCCACGCCGGCGUCAACGCGGCAAGCUUGUACGCGGUCUCGGCGACCGAAGACGACGACAUGUUUGCGGGUCAGAGUGGCUCGAGCGUCGUCAAGGUGUGGCGCAUUGAGGACAUGGAGAAGGUCGAGGUGGCGCCCGAGACAUACGGCCAGUUUUACGGCGGCGACAGCUACGUCGUGCUGCAGACGUUUACGCCAACGAACGGCAAGCCCGCGCACGUCAUCUACUACUGGCAGGGCCGCAUGUCGUCGCAGGACGAGAAGGCGGCGUCCGCGCUCUGGGCGCAGCGCCUCGACGACGAGAUGGGCGGGUCGCCCGUCCAGGUGCGCGUGACGCAGGGCAAGGAGCCCGCGCACUUCCGCCGCCUCUUCCUCGGCAAGCUCAUUGUGCACAGCGGUGGCAAGGCCUCGGGCUUCAAGAACCGCGACGACGAAGACUCGUACGACACGGACGGCGUCUCGCUCUACCACGUCAAGGGCUCGACGGAGCUCAACACGUUUGCGACGCAGGUCGAGGAGGUCGCAUCGAGCCUCAACUCGGGCGACUGCUACGUGCUCGUGACGCCGCGUGUCGUGUACGAGUGGCAAGGCCGCAGCUCCAACGCGGAGGAGCAGUCGGUCGCGAGCAGCAUUGCGUCCAUCCUGCGCCUCAACCGCAGCAUCUCGGUUGUGCCGGAAGGCAGCGAAGACGGUUCUUUCUGGGGCUUCCUCGGUGGCGAGGGCCCGUACCCGUCCGAGAAGGUCGGCAUCGAAGCGCAGCACGAGCCGCGCCUCUUCCACUGCACCAACAUGACGGGCUUCUUUGACGCGACCGAGGUCGUCGCGUUCGCGCAGGACGACCUCAACAUUGACGACGUCUUCCUCCUCGACGUGUACACGGCGCUCUUCCUCUGGAUCGGCGACGGCGCCAACGAGGCCGAGAAGCGCGGCGCGGCCAAGAUGGCGCAGGACUACCUCGGCGCGGCCAAGAGCGACGGCCGCGGCGACGACACGCCCAUCAUCACGGUCGCGUCCGGGAAGGAGCCCGCGAUCUUUACGUGCCACUUUGCCGGCUGGGACGCGAGCUUCUUUGAGCAGCCUGCGUUCGUCGACCCGUAUGAGGCCAAGCUCCAGAAGAUGCGUGCGGAGAAGGCCAAGGCCGAGGGUACGCACGAAGCCGCGCCGGCUAUCGGCAAGGUCGUGCCGCCGGCCGCGCCGAUGAUCGUGGCCGCGCCGGGCCAGACGUUUUCGUACGAGCAGCUGCUUUCGGGCGUCGAGGGCAUCGACAUUGCGCUCAAGGAGAACUAUCUGAGCGCCGGGGACUUUGACAAGGUGUUUGGGAUGACGGUCGCCGAGUUCCACGCGAUGCCCAAGUGGAAGCAGCAGGCCAAGAAGAAGGACGUCAAGCUCUUCUAA
Messenger RNA from Saprolegnia diclina VS20, 2472 nucleotides. RefSeq lists its product as hypothetical. NCBI's taxonomy places the organism in Eukaryota, Oomycota, Saprolegniomycetes, Saprolegniales, Saprolegniaceae. The coding region runs from base 1 to 2472 and encodes 823 amino acids. The record is from RefSeq and is a predicted model, not a curated record. The transcript is spliced from 2 exons. Gene Ontology annotation, molecular function: actin filament binding. Gene Ontology annotation, biological process: cytoskeleton organization.